AUGAAUGGAAAACUCCUUUUCCUGGCUGCCCUUGCAUUAGUCCAGGGUAGACCACCAGAAGACGAAGAUCCUCAACGCAACGAGAACUGUCCAGAAGACCAGCAGCACUUCUUGCUGCCUCACGAAAGUAACUGCACCAAGUUCUACUACUGCGAAUAUGGACUGAAAUAUCCGACGCCAAGAGACUGCGCGCCUGGAACCCAUUUCUCUUUUGAACUACAGAUUUGUGACUUGCCAGAAAAGGCUGGUUGCGUAAAUAAGGGAAUAUCAGGAUCAGGAAAUGAUGAAGAUGAUGAUGAAAUUGGCAACAAUAAUGCAGUUGAUAUGAUAGAGGAUGGUGGAAAUAGAAGUAUUAAUGUAUCAAAUACACAAAACGGAGACGCAGAUGAAGCUAAUUCGAGAACAGGACGCAGUGGCAGUAUGUCCAUGUUACCGAAUGGUUGUCCCUCCUACCACAUUCACUACCUUCUUCCUCAUGAGAGCGACUGCACGAAGUUCUACUAUUGUGUUUACGGUAAAAAAGUUUUAAGGCAAUGCGCACUUGGACUUCAUUUUAAUCCUUCCACACGGAAUUGCGAUUGGCCUGAAGACGCUGGGUGUACUGCAAGUGGAGGAGCAAAUGGAAAUAGCGGUAACAAAGAUGACAUCAGUAACAUUCUAGAAAGCAAUAGUAAUAGAGAAACAACUUGGCUACCAAAUGGUUGCCCAUCCAGUAUUCACAUUCACCAUCUUCUUCCUCACGAGAACGAUUGCACCAAGUUCUACUAUUGCGUACGUGGAGAAAAAGUUAUGAGGGAAUGUGCACCGGGAACUCACUUUAACCCUACCUUGCAGGUUUGCGACUGGCCUCGAAACGCCGGAUGUGCAUCUGGAGGUGGCGACAACGGAGGAUCAGGAGGUGAUAAUGGUGGCGGUGGAACAACCUGGCUACCGAAUGGUUGUCCAGCCAACAUUCAUAUCCAUCACCUUCUUCCACACGAAAGCGACUGUACGAAGUUCUAUUACUGUGUACGAGGAGAAAAAGUUGUUAGAGACUGUGGCCCAGGAACUCAUUUCAAUCCUACAUUGCAGGUAAUGGAGGAGAAAACGGUGGAUCAGGAGGAGAUAAUGGAGGAUCAGGUGAUAAUAAUGGAGGAGGAACGACAUGGCUACCGAAUGGUUGUCCAGCCAACAUUCAUAUACACCACCUUCUUCCACACGAGAGCGACUGUACGAAGUUCUAUCACUGUGUACGAGGAGAAAAAGUUUUGA
This is a messenger RNA of Papilio polytes (common Mormon), 1251 nucleotides long. Its product is annotated as probable chitinase 3. Gene Ontology annotation, cellular component: extracellular region. NCBI's taxonomy places the organism in Eukaryota, Metazoa, Arthropoda, Insecta, Lepidoptera, Papilionidae. The transcript has 6 exons. The record is from RefSeq and is a predicted model, not a curated record. Gene Ontology annotation, molecular function: chitin binding. The coding region runs from base 1 to 1251 and encodes 416 amino acids.